Molecule: messenger RNA, 1266 nt
Organism: Williopsis jadinii
Lineage: Eukaryota; Fungi; Ascomycota; Saccharomycetes; Phaffomycetales; Wickerhamomycetaceae
Gene: SFH1
Product: Sfh1p
Exons: 1
Coding region: 171-1193 (340 amino acids)
Biological process (GO): chromatin remodeling; regulation of transcription by RNA polymerase II
Cellular component (GO): nuclear chromosome; RSC-type complex; nucleus
Molecular function (GO): transcription coregulator activity
Source: RefSeq, a predicted model, not a curated record
CCUUCUUGUUACGUAAGCGAGAAUAACUUUCCGUGCUGGGAUUUACACGUGUGACUGUUCCAUUCUGAUAUUUACGCUGCAAUGAUCAGCUUCCGACAAAUUAGGGCAAAAUUCAAAAGGAUUUCCCACCCAAUCGAAUAUGUAAACAAGGAAGAAUAAGAGGAACAACAAUGGAGAGACCGAUUGCACCACAAGCCUUAUCGACUUCGUUCCAGAACCGAGUGAGAAACGAGCAGACUGCUCUUUACAUCGAGGCUGUUCCUACGAGAUCGACAAAGAGAACGAAGACCGUUGUUAAUUAUGCAGAAGUUGAAGAUCUAAACUUUGACGAUGAUAACGACGGUAACUUUGAAACUGGCAGCUAUCGCUCGUAUGGGCAUGGCGGAUUGAGCAACGGUGGCGCAUCGAACAAUGGGCAGACCCAGAACGUUGGUAAACUGGCAGUAAAAACGAGACAUGUACAAUUCUCUGAGAAUGAUCUAAUAAUGAAUGCUCAAAACGAAGAGUUUAUGAUUCCGAUCCGAAUCGACCUGGAAUACAACUCCAACAGAAUAGUGGACUUCUUCAUGUGGAACUUGAAUGAAUCUCUGAUAACCCCAGAGCACUUUUCCCAAAUAACAGGACAGGACAUGGACUUACCAACGUCCAUUCAGCAGCAAAUUGCAUCCUCCAUCAAGUCACAAGUUGAAGAAUAUACGAAUCUCGUGACGAUACAAUUGCCAAAGGAUAUAGAUAUCCAUGUGAUAAUUAACAUGUCAUGUAACCUGGACAAGAACUUAUACGAGGACAAGUUCGAAUGGGAUUUGACAAGUGAGCGUGUAACGCCAGAGGUAUUUGCAGAAUACGUGGUCAAGGAUAUGGGACUCCCUCUAGAGUUCCUCCCAGCAAUCGCACACACUUUACACGAAACCAUACUCAAGUUGAAAAAGGAUUGUAUAGAUGGACGCUUGCCUCAGGAAGUCCUCAACCAGUCUGCGUUUGGAUUCGAAGCUGGUAUCAGAUUAGACCACGAAACCCUAGGUGCCGGAUGGACUCCAAGCGUUGAAGAAUUAUCUACAUGGGAAAUUGAAAAGAGAGAAAUGGAAAGAGAGAGAAACAUCAGAAGAUUGAAGAGAGAAUCCAUGAAAGGAGACGAAGGCUCUCAUAAGAGAAGAAGUUAUAGAAAGAGAUAUGAGGACUUAGAUAUUCGUUAAGCAAUUCUCUUUUCUAUUCUCCAUGAGAUUAAUGGGUCAGGCACGUAUGUUGAUAUUUUUUUCAUCCGAAAAG